AGCGACGAGGUUUUGACGGUCAUCAAGGCCAAAGCGCAGUGGCCGGCCUGGCAACCGCUGAACGUGAGAGCUGCUCCCUCUGCUGAGUUUUCUGUGGACAGGCACCGGCACCUCAUGUCCUUCCUGACCAUGCUGGGGCCCAGCCCCGACUGGAACGUGGGGCUCUCGGCGGAAGAGCUGUGCACCAAGGACUGCGGCUGGGUGCAGAAGGUCGUGCAGGAUUUAAUCCCAUGGGAUGCCGGCACGGACAGCGGUGUCACCUAUGAGUCUCCCAACAAACCUACAGUUCCUCAAGAGAAGAUCAGACCACUUACAAGCCUCGAUCACCCCCAAAGUCCCUUUUAUGAUCCCGAAGGAGGUUCUAUCAAGCUGGUAGCCAGAGUGGUAAUCGAGAGAAUUGCCCGCAAGGGGGAGCAAUGCAAUAUCGUACCUGAUAACAUAGAUGAUAUCGUGGCAGAUCUAGCACCAGAAGAAAAAGAAGAAGAUGACACCCCAGAGACCUGCAUCUAUUCCAACUGGUCUCCCUGGUCAGCCUGCAGCUCCUCUACCUGUGAAAAGGGCAAGAGGAUGAGGCAGAGGAUGCUGAAGGCGCAGCUGGACCUCAGCGUACCCUGCCCAGAUACGCAGGAUUUCCAGCCCUGCAUGGGCCCCGGCUGCAGUGAUGAAGAUGGUUCCACUUGCAUGAUGUCUGACUGGAUUACCUGGUCCCCCUGUAGUGUGUCCUGUGGCAUGGGAACGCGCUCUAGAGAGAGAUAUGUAAAGCAAUUCCCCGAAGAUGGCUCUAUGUGCAAAGUGCCCACUGAAGAGACUGAGAAAUGUGUUGUAAAUGAGGAGUGUUCCCCCAGCAGCUGCCUCGUCACCGAGUGGGGCGAGUGGGACGAGUGCAGCGCCAGCUGCGGCCUGGGAACCAAGAGGCGCCACCGAAUGAUCAAGAUGAGCCCCGCUGACGGCUCCAUGUGCAAGGCCGAGACCACGGAGGCCGAGAAGUGCAUGAUGCCCGAAUGCCAUACUAUUCCCUGCCUUCUGUCUCCUUGGUCAGAGUGGAGUGACUGCAGCGUAACCUGUGGGAAGGGAAUGCGAACCCGGCAGAGAAUGCUGAAAUCUGCCGCGGAGCUCGGAGACUGCAACGAGGAGCUGGAGCAAGUGGAAAAAUGCAUGUUACCUGAAUGUCCCAUUGACUGUGAACUAACCGAGUGGUCCCAGUGGUCCGAGUGCAACACAUCAUGUGGAAAGGGCCACAUGAUCAGGACGAGAAUGAUCAAAAUAGAGCCGCAGUUUGGAGGAAUGGCCUGCCCAGAAACUGUCCAACGAACCAAGUGCCGAGUACGGAAAUGCCUGCGUGGCCCCGGCCUGGAGAAAAGGCGAUGGAAAGAGGCCCGGGAGAAAAGGAGAAGUGAGCAAGCGAGGAAGCAUGCCGACGGUGAGCAGUACCCAGUUUGCAGACUGAAACCAUGGACUGCUUGGACAGAGUGCUCUGCGCUGUGCGGAGGCGGCAUUCAGGAGCGCUACAUGAUGGUGAAGAAGAGGGCCAAGACCACUCAGUUCACUAGCUGCAAAGACAAGAAGGAGCUAAGGGCGUGUAACGUUCAUCCUUGUUAGCAGGACAGGAGGCUUCCGCGUGCUGCGCUCUGAGCUAAAUGGAAAGUCAACCUUGGUUUGUUUUUUUUAAAACAAACAAAAAUAUAUAAAGUGUAUAUUAGUUUUCAUUUUUGCAGUGUGGUUUGCUUUUUAGUCUUGCCAGUGCAAGAAAUGUAUUUUAUAAAUAUUUCCUCACAGAUAUAUGCUGAGAGUAAAUCUGAUACUCCAGCUGGCCCUUAAUGCAUAAAAAUAGUAACUCAUUGUGAAUCAUUUAACUGAAAUACAGACAUAUCUGUGGACAUGGAAUAGCCAUAUACAAAUAGUACUUGUAAAGACAUGGGAUGCAUGCAUAUUAACAUAACUAGGUUAAAGUGACAUGUUUUGUACGUGGAAGGAUUGCUCUCUUGAGUUGAUUUCAAAAAUCCAAAGCAGUGCCUAUGUGAUUACGUAACUAUGCCAAGGAAAAAUUCAGUAAUGCUGGUUCAGACAUUUUAAAGGUGCAUAUUUAUCUUUUCACAC
This is a messenger RNA of Tinamus guttatus (white-throated tinamou), 2097 nucleotides long. NCBI's taxonomy places the organism in Eukaryota, Metazoa, Chordata, Aves, Tinamiformes, Tinamidae. The record is from RefSeq and is a predicted model, not a curated record.